CUUCCUUCCUUCCUUCCUCCAAUCUCAAUCACACUCCAAACAUAUCCUCAGUUACAGUGUCUCUGGGAUAAAGCAACAAGAUGAAGCUGCUCUUUGCAACUCUCCUCCUGGCCUGCCUUGUUCUGAGUUCCUCUUUCAUUGAGGUCACCAUGGCUGGUUCACCGUUCUGCGAUUCCAAAUGCGGGCAGAGAUGUUCGAAAGCUGGAAGACAGGACAGAUGUUUGAGGUUCUGUGGGAUCUGCUGCGAAAAGUGCAAUUGCGUGCCUUCUGGGACUUAUGGCAACAAGCAUGAGUGUCCUUGCUACAGAGAUCUCAAGAACUCCAAGGGCAAGCCAAAAUGCCCUUGAUCAUAUAUCGCCAUACAUAUUUGGCCGUGGACCCCAAACAUGUUAUUGAGUUAUUUAGUACAAUUUGAUAUUCUACACUUCCAUAUGUUUAGUAAUUUGGUUGUAACUAGGAUUUUGGGUCUGUCUGAAUAAUGCUCCGAUCGUUGGGUUAUGCAUACUCUUAUAAUCUAAUGUAAACUACGUCUCUCUUUGGUAAUGAAUAAAUAAGUGCCUUUCUA
This is a messenger RNA of Prosopis cineraria, 565 nucleotides long. Its product is annotated as peamaclein. The transcript has 2 exons. Bases 81 to 347 code for a protein of 88 amino acids. The record is from RefSeq and is a predicted model, not a curated record. Lineage: Eukaryota; Viridiplantae; Streptophyta; Magnoliopsida; Fabales; Fabaceae.